Dracunculus medinensis (Guinea worm) is the source of this 354-nucleotide messenger RNA. Lineage: Eukaryota; Metazoa; Nematoda; Chromadorea; Rhabditida; Dracunculidae. The record is from the annotation of a GenBank genome assembly.
AUGUUAUCCAGAUUCGCUGCGCAUAAGUGCGCAAUCUUGGAAAGGAAAGAAAUUCCAUUUUGCCCAACGGGUGCUCGACCAAUGUAUCGUCCAGACGGCCAGCCACGUAAAUGCCUUCCGCAUCAGAAUAGUAUUUGUAUUAAUGCAUUGCCAGAUCAGCCAAAUGCAAAAACAUUAUGUUGUUGGCAUAAUCAAGUGGAUUAUUAUUGUUGUUUGGACGUGAAGCCAGACGAAUGUCCCGAUUAUAAAAAUGUUACAGCCGUUGUGCACCAUGCCUAUCCAUCGAAUCCAUAUGCUCUUCGGUCAUUCCAUUUCAGGUUUCAUUUUGCAAAUUAUUUCAAUAUUACGAUAUAA